CGCAGCCCUCGCCAUGCCGCGCUCACGCGUGGGAGACCCUCCUGCGGGGCGCCGCCCGGAAACCCCCAGAUCCACCCCCCGCGGGGAAAUCCGCCCGUUUCUUCUGCCCUUCCUCUACCGGCUUUGCUCCUUCCCAGGGAGAUUUUUCCCAAAAUUCAGACCCCAACCCACCCAGCACCCACCUCCAACAAUUGGGAGCGUUUCACGAAACGCCGUGCUCAUGGCUCUGAUUGUGUAACCUGAAAACGCUCUUGUUUUUCUCAUCUGUACAGUGGGUUUUGAUUCCCACCAUGGCUAUCACACAGUUUCGAUUAUUUAAAGUUUGUACCUGCCUAGCAACAGUAUUCUCCUUCCUAAAGAGAUUAAUAUGCAGAUCUGGCAGAGGACGAAAAUUAAGUGGAGAUCAAAUAACUUUGCCAACUACAGUUGAUUAUUCAUCAGUUCCUAAACAGACAGAUGUUGAAGAGUGGACUUCCUGGGAUGAAGACGCACCCACAAGUGUAAAGAUUGAAGGAGGGAAUGGGAAUGUGGCAACACAACAAAACGCUUUGGGACAGUUGGAACCUGACUAUUUUAAGGACAUGACACCAACUAUAAGGAAAACUCAGAAAAUCAUUAUUAAGAAGAGAGAACCAUUAAAUUUUGGCAUCCCCGAUGGUAGCACAGGUUUCUCUAGUAGAUUAGCAGCUGCACAAGAUAUGCCUUUUAUUCAUCAAUCUCCUGAAUUAGGUGACUUAGAUGCCUGGCAGGAAAAUACCAAUGCAUGGGAAGAAGAAGAAGAUGCAGCCUGGCAAGCAGAAGAAGUUCUGAGGCAGCAGAAGAUAGCAGACAGAGAAAAGAGAGCAGCAGAACAACAAAGGAAGAAAAUGGAAAAGGAAGCACAGCGGCUAAUGAAGAAGGAACAAAACAAAAUUGGUGUGAAACUUUCAUAACAAAUGUUCUUCAAAUGUCAUAGUGCCAGUAGGAGAAUAUGUGCUCCACAACCCAAGCAACAUUUAUAUGGACUUAAGAGUAUUUUCAGAUUACAGAAACACUGUUUGAUUUUAAUGCAUUCAUCAGAUCAUCCAGGACACAAGAAAUCUCUCAAAGUAUCUUGAAUUCUCAAUGAUUGAAACUCAAAGCAAAAAAAAGACAUGAGACAAUAUUUUCUUCAACAUGCUCCAAGUGUAGGACAAUUGUUUGCUGCAGAGAAAUUAUUACAAGUGGAAUAUACCAGUACCUCUUCAAGCUAGUGUUUCUAGCUCAGUAAAUGGGUGUAAAUAAUUUUAUGAUGGGAAAGAACUCUGCUGUCUAUAAUGCUUUCCUUCAGUGUGCAUAAUGAUAAAAUAAAUAAUUUUAAAUAUU
Manis pentadactyla (Chinese pangolin) is the source of this 1344-nucleotide messenger RNA. It is a transcript of the gene EBAG9, whose product is annotated as estrogen receptor binding site associated antigen 9. The transcript is spliced from 7 exons. Gene Ontology annotation, cellular component: secretory granule. The coding region runs from base 291 to 932 and encodes 213 amino acids. Lineage: Eukaryota; Metazoa; Chordata; Mammalia; Pholidota; Manidae. The record is from RefSeq and is a predicted model, not a curated record.